UCCUUGAAGAAUGCGUUCCAGAAGCAGCAACACUGAGGGCUCAGCCCCAAAGCAAUUCCCAAGACGCAGCAAAUUCCCCAGUCUCCAGGAAGUGAGGCACAAAGUGUGGGACAAAGACCCUUCGAGAGAGACAGAUGGGGCCCUUCCACAUCCCACAUCAGAGAAGUCACACACUGGCAAAGGCCACCAAGCAGAAGACCUCUCAAGAGAUGACUUACUAUUUCUCCUCAGCAUUCUGGAGGGAGAAUUGCAGGCUCGAGAUGAAGUCAUAGGCAUUUUGAGGGCUGAAAGAAUGGACUUGGCUUUGCUGGAAGCUCAGUAUGGGUUUGUCACUCCAAAGAAGGUGUUGGAGGCUCUCCAGAGAGAUGCCUUCCAAGCAACGUCCGCCCCCUGGCAGGAGGACAUCUAUGAGAAACCAAUGAACGAGUUGGAUAAAGUCAUAGAAAAGCAUAAAGAAUCGCACAGACGAAUUUUGGAACAACUUUUAAUGGUAGAAAAAUCCCACAGGCAAACCAUAAUGGAGAUGGAGGAAGAAAAGAGAAAACAUAAAGAAUAUAUGGAAAAGAGUGAUGAAUUCAUAAACUUAUUGGAACAGGAAUGUGAAAGGUUAAAGAAGCUAAUUGAUCAGGAAACUGAGUCCCAGGAGAGGAAGGCACAAGAGAAGGAGAAGAGGAUCAAGGCCCUGAAGGAGGAGCUGACCAAGCUGAAGUCUUUUGCUUUGAUGGUGGUGGAUGAACAACAAAGGCUUACGGCCCAGCUUGCCCUUCAAAGACAGAAAAUCCAAGACCUGACCACAAGUGCCAAGGAAACACAUGGUAAACUAGCCCUUGCUGAAGCCAGAGCUCAGGAAGAAGAGCAGAAGGCAACCAGACUAGAAAAAGAACUACAAACACAGACCACAGCGUUUCACCAGAACCAAGAGAAAAUUAUGGCGAAGCUCACCAAUGAGGACAGUCAAAAUCGCCAACUCCGCCAAAAGCUGGCAGCACUCAGCCGGCAAAUUGAUGAGUUAGAAGAGACCAACAGGUCUUUAAGAAAAGCCGAGGAGGAGCUGCAAGAAAUAAAGGAAAAAAUCAACAAGGGAGAAUAUGGAAACACUGGAAUCAUGGAUGAAGUGGACGAGCUCAGGAAGCGUGUGCUGGAUAUGGAGGGGAAAGAUGAGGAGCUCAUAAAAAUGGAGGAGCAGUGCAGAGAUCUCAAUAAGAGGCUUGAGAAAGAGACAGCACAGAGUAAAGACUUCAAACUAGAGGUCGAAAAACUCAGUAAAAGGAUUACGGCUCUGGAAAAAAUAGAAGAUGCUUUAGACAAAAGCAAACAAGAAUGCUACUCUCUGAAAUGCAAUUUAGAAAAAGAAAAGAUGACCACAAAGCAGUUGGCUGAAGAAUUGGAGAGUUUAAACACUAGGAUCAAAGAGCUAGAAGCCAUUGAAAGUCGGCUAGAAAAGACAGAAUUCACUCUAAAGGAUGAUUUAACUAAACUAAAAACAUUAACUGUAAUGCUUGUAGAUGAACGCAAAACAAUGAGUGAAAAAUUAAAGCAAACUGAAGAAAAGUUACAAACCACUGCCUCCCAGCUCCAGGCAGAGCAAAAUAAAGUGACGACAGUGACUGAGAAGUUAAUUGAGGAAACUAAAAGGGCACUCAAGUCCAAAAGUGAUGCCGAAGAGAAGAUGUACAGUGUAACUAAGGAGCGAGAUGACCUCAGAAAUAAACUGAAAGCAGAAGAAGAGAAAGGACGUGAUCUGCUGUCCAAAGUUAAUAUACUGAAAAACAGGCUUCAGUCACUGGAAGCAAUUGAGAAAGAUUUUGUUAAAAACAAAUUAAAUCAAGACUCCAGUAAGUCCACAACAGCAUUACACCAAGAAAACAAUAAGAUUAAGGAGCUCUCUCAAGAAGUGGAAGAGCUGAGGCUGAAGCUAAAAGACAUGAAAGCCAUUGAAGAUGACCUCAUGAAAACAGAGGAUGAGUACGAGACCUUAGAACGGAGGUAUGCUACUGAGAGAGACAAGGCUCAAUUUCUUUCUGAAGAGCUGGAGCAUGUUCAGAUGGAACUUGCCAAGUACAAGUUAGCAGAAAAGACGGAGUCCAGCCAUGAGCAAUGGCUCUUCAAGAGGCUCCAAGAAGAAGAAGCGAAGUCAGGCCAUCUGUCAAGAGAAGUGGAUGCAUUAAAAGAGAAAAUUCAUGAGUACAUGGCAACAGAGGACCUCAUAUGUCACCUCCAGGGAGACCACUCCAUUCUGCAAAAGAAACUAAACCAACAAGAAAACAGGAACAGAGACUUGGGAAGAGAGAUUGAAAACCUUACUAAAGAGUUAGAAAGGUACCGGCAUUUUAGUAAGAGCCUCCGACCUAGUCUCAAUGGAAGAAGGAUCUCUGACCCUCAAGUGUUUUCUAAAGAAGUUCAAACAGAAGUAGUAGACAAUGAGCCACCAGACUACAAGAGCCUCAUUCCUCUAGAACGAGCAGUCAUCAAUGGUCAGUUAUAUGAGGAGAGUGGGGACCAAGAUGAGGACCCUAGUGAGGAAUCUGUGCUGUCCUUCAAAUGCAACCCAUCUACGUCCCUUCCUGUGAACAGGAAACUGUGGAUUCCUUGGAUGAAAUCCAGAGGCCACCCUCAGAAUGGAAAAAUACAAACUAAGUCCAAUGGCAACUUGGUGCAACCUGGAGAUCUAGUCCUAAGUCAUACACCUGGGCAGCCACUUCACAUAAAGGUUACUCCAGAUCAUGUCCAAAAUACAGCCACUCUUGAAAUCACAAGUCCAACUACAGAGAGUCCUCACUCUUACACCAGCACAGCGGUGAUACCAAACUGUGGCACCCCAAAGCAAAGGAUUACCAUUCUCCAAAAUGCCUCCAUAACACCAGUGAAGUCCAAAACCUCUACAGAAAGCCUUGUGAACUUAGAGCAAAGCAUGACCCCAGUUACCAUGGCAACCUUUGCCAGAGCACAGACCCCAGAGUCCUGUGGUUCUGUAACUCCAGAACGGACAAUGUCACCUAUUCAGGUUUUGGCUAUGGCCGGUUCAGCUAGUUCUCCUGAGCAGGGUCGCUCCCCAGAGCCGAUAGAAAUCAGUGCCAAGCAUGCAAUUUUCAGAGUCUCCCCGGACCGGCAGUCAUCAUGGCAGUUUCAGCGUUCAAACAGUAACAGUUCAAGUGUGAUAACUACUGAGGAUAAUAAAAUCCACAUUCACUUAGGAAGUCCUUACAUGCAAGCUGUCGCCAGCCCUGUGAGACCUGCCAGUCCUUCAGCACCACUGCAGGAUAACAGAACUCAAGGCUUACCUAAUGGGGCACUAAACAAAACAGCCAAUAAAGUCACCAGCAGUAUUACUAUUACACCAACAGCCACACCUCUUCCUCGACAAUCACAAAUUACAGUAAGUAAUAUAUAUAACUGACCACCCUCACCCUCAUCUAGUUCAUACUGAUAUUCUUGCAAGGAACUCAGUCCUUUUUUAAUCACCCUCCAAACCCCUAAAAGAAUGACUAAAGGUGUACUUUGGGAAGAUUUGUGCAUGGACUCUACAGGAGUAUCUGGAACUAACUAUGUGUGGCCUCAUAGUCAUCAAGUGUGCACUUACUGUGUAUCUUUUCAUUUACAUGCCUGUAUGGAAAAUAUUUAGUCUGCACUUGUAUAGAUACAUCUUUAUGUAUUUCAUUUUCCAUAACUCACUUUAAUUUGACUGCAA
Molecule: messenger RNA, 3688 nt
Organism: Peromyscus leucopus (white-footed mouse)
Lineage: Eukaryota; Metazoa; Chordata; Mammalia; Rodentia; Cricetidae
Gene: Filip1l
Product: filamin A interacting protein 1 like
Source: RefSeq, a predicted model, not a curated record